GGGAAACAAAGAAUACUCCAGACAAGGAAUAACAUCUUAGAAUGCCUGGAGACGAGAGAGAAUAAGGAUUUGAAAGAAAGUCUGGAUAGCUGGAGAAGAAAGAAUAUAGAAGCAAGAAGGAAAUAGAGGUACCAGCAGCUCAGAAGACGGACAGCGUUCCAGCUACCUGAGGGGGCCCAGGGCUGACAGCUGCCCAUGUGUCCCUUCCAGACAGGCUGCUCACCAACAUGAGAGGCCUUCUCCAGUACACCGCCUGCUUCUUUGCCUUUUUCUCUACUGGGUUCUUGGUCGUGGCCACCUGGACAGACUGUUGGAUGGUGAAUGCUGACGAUUCCCUGGAGGUGAGCACAAAAUGCCGAGGCCUCUGGUGGGAGUGUGUCACGAAUGCUUUUGAUGGGAUUCGCACCUGUGAUGAGUACGAUUCUAUACUUGCCGAACACCCCCUGAAGCUGGUGGUAACUCGGGCAUUGAUGAUUACUGCAGAUAUUCUAGCUGGAUUUGGAUUCAUCACCCUGCUUCUUGGUCUCGACUGUGUGAAAUUCCUCCCUGAUGAGCCAUACAUCAAAGUCCGCAUCUGCUUUGUUGCUGGAACCAUGUUACUAAUAGCAGGUGCCCCAGGAAUCAUUGGUUCAGUGUGGUAUGCGGUUGAUGUUUAUGUGGAACGUUCUUCUUUGGUUUUGCACAAUAUAUUUCUUGGCAUCCAAUAUAAAUUUGGUUGGUCUUGUUGGCUUGGAAUGGCUGGGUCUCUGGGUUGCUUUUUGGCUGGUGCCGUCCUGACAUGCUGCUUAUACCUCUUCAAAGAUGUUGGACCUGAGAGGAAUUAUCCAUAUUCCAUGAGGAAAGCCUAUUCAACAGCAGCUGCUUCCAUGGCCAAGUCAUACGCGGCCCCUCGGACAGAGACCGCCAAAAUGUAUGCUGUGGACACGAGGGUGUGAAGUGCCACUAGUCAGUCUGUGUGUAUGUUACUGAAAUCAGCAAUCAAUGCUCAAAUGCUUGGGUUAAUCCAGGAACAUUUAUUUAGACCUCAUGUUUGUUCACCUAAAUUAAUUGCUCAGCUUAAUCAAGAAGUUUGAUUCUGGUAUCACUGCUACUUUUCUGUUAUUGUUAUAUUUCCCCCUCCUUUCUACCCUCCUGUUGCACAUGCCCACACACACUUUUCCUGUAUUUUCAGAUAAGAUUGCUAGGAUAUACCAAUGUUUGUUUGUGAUUUCUAUACUGCCCUUAGAGAUUGUGACAUGGUGAUAUUCAAGUAAAAUGACACUUUAAGACUAGAAAGCAACCUUUGAAAGAGGCCAGAGAUUCGAAUCUUUAAAGGAAUUGACAGUCUCUUAGCUCCUUCGCUGGCUUUUUGAUUCAUUCUUUGUGUUCUCAUUCGAGUGAGUUAUUUGCUAACUUGGAAAAAGAUGAUUCUUCCAAAUUUAAACUGGCAUAUCAAACCCUACCAUUACUCUGACUCUAUUAAAAUAGGAAAAAAAAUAAAAUAACAGUUUUAUAUACCAGCCACUGGUGGAACCUAAAGAUAAGAAGUUUCUUCCCCUCCACACUUGGAAUGUCAAAAGCCACUGCUAAAUUAACACCAGAGCAGUGGUGGCUUUCUUUCUCAUUAACAACAUAAGAGAUCUGUGUAUUAUUUUAUCAUUGCUGUAAACUUGUCUAUAUAUUGCCAAAUUGUUAGACCUCUGCGGCAAUAGCUAAACCAGGAAGUUCAUUCAAUUCAUUUAUUGAUUGGACAUUCAAAAAUGUUUCAAGAAUGCACCAUAUUAGAAUUCAUUGAUUCAGGUGUCCUCACACCACUGUAUCCUCAGCACCCAGCAAAAUAUCUGACAGAUGUUAACGUUUGACGAAUAGUUUUUGAUUGGAAGAAAUAAAGGCUCACAACUCUUUACUGAAAAUAGGAUCAAUUUUUCUCAUAAAAUGUGUACUUUUUAGAAAAAAUAGAACUAUAUGUUUAAUUAUACACUUAAAAAAUCAGUGAAUGAUUGCUAAUGGAGAUUUUAGUCAUAUUCAUAAUGUAAUCAUCUUAAAUUUUUAAAUGAUAGGGUUUUUUAAAAGUUACAUAAUUUAAUCUCGGGUUUUCUGAUUUCUUGUAAAUCACAUGAAUAGCAUAAAUACUCCUGCAGUACCUUAACAGACUAUCCACUGAACUAGAAAUUAGUUCUUUGGAAAAUAGAGAUUUAGUUGUGACUUUCCAAAGACCCCCAAAAGAAGUGUUUUAAAAUUAGAGUUAAAAUCAUGUGAAAAUGAGAUGAGGAAAGCCUAAUAUGUGUAUUUAUUUUGUUGAGAAUGGUGUUCAUGACUUCACAUGGUAUCUGUCUACCAGUAUUCUCAGGAGAAAUUCUAAUCGGAUCUUAGAAUUAAAAGUAAUUGAUUCACUUUUAUUUCAUGGAUAUUACUAACCAUGUAAUUGAUAUUUAAAAAAUUAUUUGUAGAUCAUGUUUACUUGUUAUACUGGUAUCAUUUUAUGUAGCUUAAAACCUCUUUUGUAUUGUUCUUUUUUCACAACCUUGGCUUUUAACAUUUUUAGUUCCACUUUUAUGAUAUGUUGUCUGUUAUAUUUUAUAUAUUCUAAUAAGUCUCUUGAAAUUCUUGGGAAAAGCAGGGUAAAAUUAAUGAAAUAACUCACUAGAUUUUAGAGAUAUAAAUUUUCCUUCCUUUAAGACUUCUUUUGUAUGAGGAAAUAUUUCAGAGGAUUCUGGUGAUAACUGACAUCGUGAAUGUUUUGAAAUUUUUCUCAAUAAAAAUGUUCCGUAUAUCCUGGGAGAUAUGUUAAAUUUUUAAAAAAAUUUCUUUGGGAAUGUUUAUUUCUCAUUCACUAUUAUUUAAUGAAGCCUCCCAAAAUAAAGCAUAACAAAAAAUACAUUUUGUAUAGCAACUAGUGACAACAAAAGGAAUAUUAAAUAGUGAAGAAGUAAUAAUUGGCAUGAUGGCAACUCAACAUGCCCAGAAAGAAGAAUUAAGGUACGCCCAAGGUAUACACACAAGAUUACUAGGUUGAAAUAUUGAAAUAGCUCACUAAAUUCUGGAUGCUAAAAUUUGAUCAUAUCCUGUUACUUGCAACAAGAAAAAAU
Molecule: messenger RNA, 3068 nt
Organism: Nyctereutes procyonoides (raccoon dog)
Lineage: Eukaryota; Metazoa; Chordata; Mammalia; Carnivora; Canidae
Gene: CLDN16
Product: claudin 16
Exons: 6
Coding region: 228-935 (235 amino acids)
Biological process (GO): cell adhesion; bicellular tight junction assembly
Cellular component (GO): plasma membrane; bicellular tight junction
Molecular function (GO): structural molecule activity
Source: RefSeq, a predicted model, not a curated record